Naumovozyma dairenensis CBS 421 is the source of this 2757-nucleotide messenger RNA. RefSeq names its product phosphatidylinositol-3,5-bisphosphate 5-phosphatase (gene FIG4). Gene Ontology annotation, biological process: phosphatidylinositol dephosphorylation. The transcript has a single exon. Gene Ontology annotation, molecular function: phosphatidylinositol-3,5-bisphosphate 5-phosphatase activity. NCBI's taxonomy places the organism in Eukaryota, Fungi, Ascomycota, Saccharomycetes, Saccharomycetales, Saccharomycetaceae. Gene Ontology annotation, cellular component: intracellular membrane-bounded organelle. Bases 1 to 2757 code for a protein of 918 amino acids. The record is from RefSeq and is a predicted model, not a curated record.
AUGGACCAAGAACAAUUUAUAAACACCAUAAGAAAUGAUCAACCAUACACUACUUAUAAUAACCAAGAACAACAGCAACAGCAAGAGCAAGGGCAACACAAUGAACAACAACCACAGUCACAGCCGCAAUCACAACCACAACCACAACUCCAGACAGAGCAUCCAAUUGAACCCAUCAAACAACGAAAAACAACAAAAUUCAUCUUAAGUAAAUAUACAAUAUACGAAAUGAAAGAUCGAAUGUACAUAGUUGGUUCCAACAAACGAGAAUCCAUGUUCAGAAUCCUAGAAAUAGAUCUAACAGUGCCACAAUCCGAAUUAAAUGUCUUAGAAGAUAACGUCUUUUUCACAAGAAAUGAAAUCAUGAAUGUACUUUCAGGUCUCGAAGAAGCCAGUCCCGAAGGAUUACAUAAGAGACUCACCGGAUAUGGACUUCUUGGAUUCAUACGAUUCACCUCAUGCUAUUAUCUAGUAGUGAUUACUAAAUGUAGCCAAGUUGCUGUUAUUGGUGGUCAUUUCGUAUCACAUAUCGAUGGAACAGAAUUAAUUCCCAUUUCAAAUAAUUACAAGAAACCAGACAAGGGCUCUGUGGAGGCACGAUUGAUGCAAACUUUCCAAAAUUUGGAUCUUUCAAAAACUUUCUAUUUCAGUUAUACUUAUGACGUUACUAAUACUUUACAAGUUAAUUUAUUGAGAGAGAAAUUCAAAGCUGUUGGGAGGAGUGAUAUUGUGGUGCCCUGUGGGAUCCCUGAUUAUAAUGAAAUGUUCGUAUGGAAUAAUAAUUUGUUGAAACCAAUUCUUUCAUGUAUUGAUUCUGUGUAUGAUUGGUUUCAAUGUAUUAUUCAUGGGUUCAUUGAUCAAGUUAAUGUAUGUCUUAUGGGGAAGAAUAUUUAUAUUACUCUUUUAGCGAGAAGAUCACAUCAUUUUGCUGGGGCAAGGUUUUUGAAAAGAGGUGUGAAUACAGAAGGGUUUGUUGCUAAUGAAGUGGAAACUGAACAGAUCGUAGCAGAUAUGGUAUUGACACCAUUUCAUAAACCAGGAAAUGGAUAUUUUGAUAGUGAUAGAUAUACGUCCUUUGUUCAACAUAGAGGUUCAAUACCACUUUAUUGGACUCAAGAAGUUUCUAAUUUGACAGCUAAACCACCAAUUGAGAUCAAUGUGGUAGACCCAUUUUUUAGUCCUGCUGCAUUACAUUUCGAUAAAUUAUUUCAAAGAUACGGUGGUGGUGUCAUACAAAUACUGAAUUUGAUCAAGACAAAAGAGAAGAAACCUAGAGAAGUUAAACUUUUGAAAGAAUUUGAACAAUGCAUUAAUUAUCUUAAUAGGUUUUUACCCAAAGAGAAGAAAAUGGAAUAUACAUCUUGGGAUAUGAGUAGAGUAUCGAAACAAGAUGGCCAAGGCGUCAUUGAAUUUCUUGAAAUAUACGCCGCUGGAAGUGUUCAGAAAACAGGUAUCUUCCACAAUGGAUCUGAUUUCAAAUCAACUAAAAUCCAAGAGGGUAUCUGCAGGAGUAACUGUAUUGAUUGUCUGGACCGUACAAAUGCUGCUCAAUUUGUCAUAGGGAAGAGAGCAUUAGGUGUUCAACUAAAGGAACUAGGGAUCAUCGAUAAUUCCUAUCUAGAAUAUGAUUCUGAUAUUGUGAAUAUAUUGACCGAAUUAUUUCAUGACCUUGGAGAUACCAUUGCGUUACAAUAUGGCGGAUCUCACUUGGUAAAUACGAUGGAAACAUAUAGAAAGAUUAAUCAAUGGAGUUCACAUUCUAGAGAUAUGAUUGAAAGCAUCAAACGAUUCUAUAGUAAUUCCUUUGUUGAUGCACAGCGACAAGAUGCCACAAAUCUCUUUCUAGGUAAUUAUGUUUGGAAAAAAGGAUACCCAUCAUUGUGGGAAAUGAAUACUGAUUUCUAUUUGCAUAACGAAUAUAUUCAAGAUGGGUUAAAGAGAAGUUAUACUCACUGGUGGAAUAAUUAUCAUAUUAGAAGUAUCCGACAAUUAAUAUAUGACCGAAUCAUACUCCAAAAUAAUGACAUUACAUUUAAUAAAACCGUAAAGUAUGUUCGUGGUUUCCCCGAGGCGUUCGAUAAUUAUUGGAAUGAAUAUUAUAGACCGAGGUGCAUUACAUGGAUUUCAGAUUUGUUUGUAUUCAAUAUGAAUUCUACAAGAAGGUAUCGAUCUGCAACCAAGAACAAUGAAGACCUGUCACCAUUUUCUUCACGAAAACAAAGCGGAUUCAAUAAAAAAUUAAGAGAAAAGACUCAGGAUCCUACGUGUGGUAGUGAUAGAAUAUAUUUGAAAAAAGAAGAAAUGAGUUUGGAUAGCGGAUUCCGAAAAUUGGGUUAUUUAGAUGAGAUACAAUUAUCGCAACAGUAUUUGGGGACUAUUCAGUUAACCAAAGAUAAAAUCGAAGGAAUUUUGGCAUCGUAUACGAAGAACGAAAUUCCAAUAUUUUGUAACGACUCGCUAGAUGAAGAUGCUAACAACAUUCUUACUGAUCAAAGAAAAAAAGAAGUAGAAUCCGUGAAUGUUACAGAAAAUAACGAUUACAGCUUAAAUAAUGAUGAAAUGGAUAUUGAACAUUUUUGCAAGGAUGUCAGUGUGGAUCUUGAUUUUUAUAGGAAAGCUUUUGAUGUAUCGAAUUAUCGUCCUACAGAUGACUAUGAAGGCAGCACAAAGCUAUAUCCUCAUGAUGUGGCGGCUAUUGAAUCGACUGAGGUUAGUAACUUUAUGAUGAAUAACCGGUAUGAAUUUACGUUCUUAUGA